Molecule: messenger RNA, 1521 nt
Organism: Lentinula edodes (shiitake mushroom)
Lineage: Eukaryota; Fungi; Basidiomycota; Agaricomycetes; Agaricales; Omphalotaceae
Exons: 6
Coding region: 159-1328 (389 amino acids)
Source: RefSeq, a predicted model, not a curated record
GAGGCUCAAGCUUCCCGAAAUCUCACCGCAUCGCCCCGAAUGCCGAAUCACUAACCGAAAUGAGCGCACGUUGGCUUGUCUACUGGCCACCAUGAACUACCCAUAAACUCGAAAAACGAUGGUUAGUUAUCGCACACGACCUGCUUUCCUAUUCUGCCAUGGUCCAUCAACGAACCAGUGGUCAUCGAAAACCCUUUGUGGCCCUAAUUCUAGCGCUGGGCGGUUUCGUCGCUCAAACGCAGCUGACGCAUCGUGUUCUGACGGUCAUGAACUAUAAUCGUCCUUUCUUCGUGAUAUAUGUCACUCAGUCGGUCUUCACUGCUUCAGUUCUUGUUCACUUGGUAUACCUCGCGAUUACCACCAAGAAUUCGAUUUCCAGCUUGUGCAAAGGCUUGAAAAUUACAAUCGCUAAACGGCUGCGCGCAUCGAAAUUGUUGCAACGUAUACGGUUUCCUUGUAUCAGAUUCUUGCUGAUCACUCUUACUUUGACUGCUGGAUUCACCACGCCGACGUUACUCUGGGGUGUUGGGAUAUCAUUAUCAUCUGCCAGCGAUGUAACGGUUAUUUGGAACACCAACGCGUUCUUUGCCUAUCUAAUAUCGGUGACUGUUCUCGGACAUCAACACCAACAUAGCAAAUUUGCUGCUGUUCUCCUCGCAACUAUGGGCGUUGUCCUUGUUGUUUAUGGCGGCGUUGAACCCGGAAACAGCGUUCUGCAUCAUCGUAGACUACCCUCCCGUUCGGUCGGCGAUCUAUUCGCGUUGCUUGCAUCUGUGCUAUAUGCUGGAUACCAAUUGUUCUACGACGGAUUCAUAGAGCUCCCACUCGUAUCACCCCAGGUCUUGGAUGACUUUUCCUCUGAAUCAACACCUUUGAUAGAGCCUGAGGAGCUUGAGGAGUACAAAGACGCCAUAUACCCAUCCCCCUUUGGAUUGGAGUCGAGCUUCUGGACGUCUAUGAUUGGCUUAUGCACGAUGUCACUUCUCUGGGCUGCAUUCCCAGCCUUACAAAGCCUCGGUAUUGAACAUUUUAGCUUCCCGACCGACCUCCCUACUGUAUUGGCAAUCCUUGGCGCAGCGAUGUCUGGUGCAACGUUUAUGACUGGUACUAUGAUGCUUCUGGCUUCGUGGGGGGCUGUGACGACCUCCGUUACAACCUUACUGACCACGGUUCUCGUAUUCCUGACAGAUUUGUUAUUGGGUGCUGUAAUUAGCGUCUGGAGUAUUAUCGGUGCUGCUACAAUUGCUGCAGCAUUUCUGAUGCUUCUUCUCGCUGACAAUUCCCCCGCGUCCAUAUUGGUACAUGCGACACAAGAAUCGAAUGUUUGAUUGUAUUGUAAUGUACGCCAGAAGUUUUGUAGAAGUAUAAUUAUAGCACACACAAACGAUAGAGAGCAGCCUGAGUCAAUAGAUAACGACCACGGAUAAAAAUGAAUGGAAAGGAUCAGGUAGAAAGUUGGAAACCGUAUGAGUACAAAAUGUGAGUUCGGGCGAACAAAUGCUGACAGGAUGAAGUAUUUCG